Molecule: messenger RNA, 3027 nt
Organism: Mucor velutinosus
Lineage: Eukaryota; Fungi; Mucoromycota; Mucoromycetes; Mucorales; Mucoraceae
Exons: 10
Coding region: 1-3027 (1008 amino acids)
Cellular component (GO): membrane
Source: RefSeq, a predicted model, not a curated record
AUGAGCCGCCGUAAUUCGACUGCAAUGAGUCAAGGUUCUUCUCCCAGAGACAUCCAUGGCGGAUCCAUGCCCAAUGCCAUGGUGGAUGAGGAAAUCCCAUCACGUUCGUACUACUCUUCUCAUUUGGCCAUUGAGCCAGGAGAGCACGCCACGUACUCUGCUUCUAUGGAGUCUAUCCGUGCUCACUCGCUGGCACUGGGCGAUCGAUACAUGCAAGAAUCAAGUCCAGUGAGCUCGCCUCCCAGCCAUGGCACAUCGCCGUCGCUCUCCAAUGACGCCUUGACCAGCCCGAUCUCGCCUGUGCAGCCCAGCUCACACUCGAUACUAUCCAAGCUGCUGAAAAAGGACGAAAACGAACAAAAGCCCUUACUGAAACACUCGCACAGAAAAUCAAAGAGCUACCUAUCAACGCAUAGCCAUGACAGCUUUCCUAAUAUGGAUCCUGAAGCUGUCCGUGUUAUACCACCUACAACCACGGCACAACAAGAACAACAAGAUGAGCAGCACUCUUAUCACUAUGCAUCACACCACCAACACACCAAGGAAUUUCGUCCUACUUGGAAACAGUUGACGAAUCCUGAAAUCUGGAUGAAUUGUUUCACACAGCCCAUCAGUUAUAUACCUGCAGUCAUUCUAGGAUUACUGUUAAAUUUAUUGGACGCCAUCUCUUAUGGUAUGAUUACAUUUCCCCUGAAUAAUCCCAUUUUCGCUUCAUUUGGUCCAGAUGGCAUUUCCAUGUUUUUUGUCAGUUGUAUCAUCUCUCAGCUGGUGUACUCCUGCGGUGGAAGUGUGUUUGAUGGUGGCAAUGGAAGUAUGAUGAUUGAAGUGGUCCCCUUUUUACACAUCAUGGCAGAGAAAAUCGUAUCUGUGGCUGGACAGGACAAUCCUGACGUUGUUAUACCCUCGACCAUGGUGGCAUUUGCGCUCAGCAGCAUCAUGACGGGCCUCGCCUUCUUUUUAUUAGGUGCAUUGAAGCUGGGCUCGCUGAUCGGCUUCUUUCCUCGACACAUUUUGGUAGGCACCAUUGGCGGUGUGGGCUGGUUUUUGGUAGCAACAGGUAUCGAAGUAGCAGGUCGACUGGAUGAAAACUUGGUGUAUACGAUCCCCAUGUUCAAAAAGAUCUUUUUGGAUUCACAUGUCUUUAGUCUCUGGUUCUCGGCGUUGGCCGUCGCCAUCUUGUUGAGAUUAAUACAAUAUCGUAUCACAUCCCCAUUAGUCGUUCCCGUCUUCUUCAUGGCACUGCCACUGGCCUUUUAUCUAAUUGUCUUUGUCUGUGGUUUGGAUGUCAAUGAUGUUCGCCAUGCUGGCUGGAUCUUCCCCUUGGUCGAGAGCAACCUUCCCUUUUGGCACUUUUACACGUACUAUGAUUUCACCAAGGUAGAUUGGCGUGCUGUGGCAGAGACGAUCCCAGCAAUGUUGGCGCUAACUUUUUUCGGUGUAUUGCAUGUACCUAUCAAUGUGCCUGCACUGGGCGUAUCCACCAACAAGGACGAUGUCAAUGUCAAUCGUGAAUUGGUAGCGCAUGGUAUUUCCAAUGCUGUCUCGGGCCUGUUUGGCACUGUGCAAAAUUAUCUUGUGUAUACAAAUUCGCUGCUUUUCAUUCGCUCCGGUGGUGACAGUAGAGUUGCAGGAUUGAUGCUGGCUGGUGCCACAGCCAUUCUCUGGAUGGUGGGUCCAUGGAUUGUUGGAUAUAUUCCUGUGAUGGUCGUUGGCAGUCUAAUCUUCCAUCUCGGCCUGGAUCUACUUAAAGAAGCGCUUGUGGAUACUUGGAACUCUGUCCACUACCUUGAAUACAUUACUAUUUGUGUCAUCAUUGCGUGCAUGGCAACAUUGGGCUUCGUGGAAGGCAUUUUGGUGGGUAUCAUCAUGGCGUGUGUCUUCUUUGUCGUGCAAAAUGCGCGUCGCAGUGAAGCUAUUCGCGCUACUUAUACUGGCCAAUACAUGCGAUCCACCGUACGUCGCUUAUACCGCCAAGAACGCUUUCUCAAACAGGUGGGUGGCCAGAUUCAAAUCGUCAAACUUCAAGGCUAUCUCUUCUUUGGCACCAUUGAUCAAGUGGAACGUGCCAUUCGUGACAUGUUGGACGAACAUGCCUGGGAUUUGCACCCAAUUAGGUUCCUGAUCUUGGAUCUUCAGCUGGUACAAGGUCUCGACUUUAGUGCUGCUGAAGCCUUUGUACGUAUUCGUCGUUUAUUGCGUGCUCGCCAAGUGUAUAUGAUUGUAUGCAAUGUGGCUCGUCGAUCUGAUGAAGAAAAGGCAUUGAUGAAGGCUGGCAUUUGGGUGAAACAGUCUCAAGAACAAGAUGAAGGUGAUUUGAAGUGCUUUGAACAUAUCAAUGAUGCCAUAGAAUGGUGCGAGAAUGUCUUGUUGACGACUUAUUUCGAAAAGAAGCCCAAGCAUCUCCAAAUUACCACACCUGCAGUUACUGUGCCUGUCACCAGCACCACCACAAAGCCAUACAGCCUUUCAGAUCGAUUAGCCUCAGCUGGAUCUCCUCGUCAUGAUAUCAUAUCCAACGCCAUCCAUCAUGUCUUUAGUGAAACUCACAGCCCUGCAAUUCACAAAAACACGACACAACCUACACUCAUUCUUGUGCAAGCAUUUGGAGAAAUCAACAAUGGUGAAACACCACUGGAAUUCUUUCACAAAUUGAGCAAGUACUUUGAAAGAGGCACAUGUGACAAGGGCAACCCUUUAUACCGUGAAGGAGAUCCAUGCGACUACUUGUUGGUACUGGAGCAAGGCUCAUUGAGAAGUUUGAUGUACGUCUUGAAGGAACAAGUUACCGUAGAAACCAUUCUACCUGGUACAGUGGUCGGUGAAAUGGGCAUCUUUAGCGGUAGUUCUGUGCGCUCUCGCUCCUUGGUGGCAGAUACAGACUCUGUUUAUUGGAAACUGACGCGUGAGUCGUUUGAUCGAAUGCGAAAAGACGAUCCAGCCAUGGCAAAUCAGUUUAUUCUUUUAACAUUGUAUUUUUCAUCUGAAAGAUUGGAUACCAUGACACGAUACGCAUUCCAUUUGCAUUAA